Messenger RNA from Anastrepha obliqua, 1682 nucleotides. RefSeq lists its product as uncharacterized. Lineage: Eukaryota; Metazoa; Arthropoda; Insecta; Diptera; Tephritidae. The transcript has a single exon. Bases 248 to 1672 code for a protein of 474 amino acids. The record is from RefSeq and is a predicted model, not a curated record.
GCAACACAACUCACGCGCGCAGCUCCUGCAACAAAAGCACGAACGCGACAAUAAUUUUGAACCCGAACUGCCACUGGACAAACUGUACCUAGGCGAUCACCUGUGUCGCUCAGAAAAGCCGGACGUUACGCUUACGCGUCCACUACCACUGCCAUUGACACGCGUGUCAUCGCCCUCCGCAGCAAAACUUACACCAAAGCGCACUGACGCGGAACCGCUUGCAUUGACAGUACCGCAAAGUGACUUGAUGCCACCAGUGCAAACGGAAACUUCUCUAUUGCCACAAACGGCUGCUCUAACUGAUUCUGUUGGACCGAGUUUGGAAUAUUUUAAGAAGAAAUUCGGCUAUCAAAAUCCCGACUCACCUACGGUGCAGAAUCUGGAACAAAAGAUGCCGCUUAAUUCUAUUACGGUAAAGCCGAACGAACGUUCCCCGUCACCCGUCAUUCCAGCAUAUGCUAAUUUUGAAUUGGCCAAGCGCAUGCAUCAUGAUAAUUUGGAUCAUCAACCACUGCCGGAUUGCGUGGUGGAUAUGGCGUUCCGCAAGCGUCAAAUGACCGGAGAACACCCGGGUCUAGCGCUCGAUAUUUCCCCCUUUGCCACGGGCGUUGGCAUCCGGACACAUAAUGCUGGUCCGACGCAUUGUACGAAAAUGAAAGUGUUUCGACCGCGCACUUGCGGCGUUGUGCCCAAAGCCUACAAUGGCGACUUAUCGCGUGCAAUAUCUUCCGCGCAAUCACAACAUAAGCCAAUGACAGCAAUGGAUUUAGCCAUAGGUUGGGAUUAUAGGCCUGCAAAUCCGGCGAAUGAGCCACAGCCGCCACCGCACAUAGAUGGCUCUGACGACACCGCCGGUCCGGCCGUUUUCAAUUACGUGAAAACGCCACGCGAUGAAACUACAACAGAUCUUGGCCGCUCGGCUGGCGUAUUCAAUAGCACGCUGGGCGAAACGGGCUUCUUUGACAAGGACAUUAUACGCCGCAAAUCAGACUUUGGCGAUAGAAUAACCGAACGUGGUGCCGACUGCCUUUGCAACACCGACGACUGUGUUGCACGCGCGCCACGCGCACGCAGCAUGACUCGCAAUUGCACUAUGCCUACAAAUCGGAUGUGUAAACAAUAUCAAUCUUCGCCGAAUAUGUUGGUCGAUGAGGGAUAUCGUGCUCUGCGCCAAAAAUACCUUGGCGGCAGCGGCGGUGACGUUACAGGUUCAUGCGAAGCGCUUAUACCCGAACGCGGCUGUAGACGAUCGAAAGCCAACGCUGGUGCGGCUGGCUUCUUAAGGCGAGCGCGCUCAAGGCUUUGUCACAAGGUGGCACCGGAGCCGCCCCACUGCUAUCACGCGACGCCAGCACGCGCUGUCUGUAAAGCACCACCAUUUCGGGUGGGCGUACCAAAAUACGAUGCAGCUGGCUAUUUCGUUAGCACGGACAGUGGCUGCAGCAUGGAGGCUCACAACGCCAGUCGUGUUUUGGUGGUGCCACGGCAACGGGAUCCCUACGCAAAGCGAAAUUAUGAUAUUGACACGUUGGUGCCACCGUUUCGCAGUUUUGGCGGCGGCGCUGGAGAGGGCGGUUACCCGGAACAUUGGCGUUUGGCCAGUGUAUAUCAACACGCAUACAAACCACUCGAGCAACGACGAAGGCCGCUCCUCCAAACUGUUUACAAAUAAUGCAUGGUAU